AUGGCUUCUGUCGAAGAGAUUAAGCGGGUAGCAGCAGAGAUCGUCGCGGUCGAGCCCCGCAUCGACGUACUAAUCAACAACGCUGGAGCCCACUUCGAGUCCUACUCCGAAACGCAAGACGGUCUUGAAAGCACAAUUGCUGUCAAUCAUCUGGCUUACUUUGUGCUCACUCUGAGUCUGAGGCCCUCACUCCGUCGAGGAUCACGAGUUGUGAACACAGCUAGCCACCUACACCGACAUACCAGCUUUGAGAAGGACAACAUGGAUCUGCGGGCCGGCAGACAUCACGGCUUCUGGCAUGGUUUUGACAAUUACAAUCGCUCAAAGCUUUACAACGUUCUCUUUUCGCGCCGUCUGUCUCAGCUUUGGGCCACGAGCGAGGGCAUCACUGUUAACUGUUGCCAUCCGGGCCUCAUCCGUUCGGGUUUUGGUUCGGGCCAACUCGGUCUCUUCGAGCCCAUCUUCUGGCUUAUCUUGCAAGUUCUCGGUCGUUCGGUAGAAGCUGGUGGGAGCGUUCUCACCUGGCUAGCCACAUCUCCCCAGCUUGACGGUGUCACGGGCGAAUACUACAACCGGUUCAAUCUGGAGGCGCCUAGUCGUGAUGCAACAAGCCAAGCAAAUGCCGCUCUGUUGUGGGUCAAGAGCCUGGAAUGGGCCAAGAUGCAUCCGAACAACGUUGACCGGAAAAUCCUGUAA
Pseudozyma hubeiensis SY62 is the source of this 696-nucleotide messenger RNA. Its product is annotated as short-chain dehydrogenase. The coding region runs from base 1 to 696 and encodes 231 amino acids. The transcript has 2 exons. The record is from RefSeq and is a predicted model, not a curated record. NCBI's taxonomy places the organism in Eukaryota, Fungi, Basidiomycota, Ustilaginomycetes, Ustilaginales, Ustilaginaceae.